AACAAAACAAAAGUUUACUUUCCUCGCCUUUGAGAAUUGAGACACAAAGCUUUCUAUCUUUCGUGUUUGAUUGAGUGCACUUUUCGGCUGCAUUUUUGGAACUCAUCCACACCUCCUUUUGAAAUGGGAAGAGCACCUUGUUGUGACAACAAAAGUGGACUCAAAAAAGGUCCAUGGACACCUGAAGAAGAUAACUUGCUCAUCAACUAUAUUCAAACUCAUGGACCUGGAAAUUGGCGAAAUCUCCCAAAAAAUGCUGGUCUGCAAAGAUGUGGCAAGAGCUGUCGCCUUCGAUGGACAAAUUACCUGAGGCCUGAUAUCAGAAGAGGAAGAUUUUCCUUUGAAGAAGAAGAGACCAUCAUUCAGCUACACAGUGUCUUAGGGAACAAGUGGUCUGCUAUAGCGGCUCGAUUGCCAGGAAGAACAGACAAUGAAAUCAAGAACUACUGGAACACCCACAUCAGAAAGAGACUACUCCGAAUGGGAAUUGAUCCUGUAACUCACGCUCCACGCCUGGAUCUUCUUGACAUGUCCAAUGUUCUCAGAACAGCAUUAACUAACCCAGCGUUUCUGAACCUUCAAGGCUUGUUUGGUGCUCAAUCGUUGGUGAACCCUGAAUUGUUAAAGCUAGCAGCUACUGCCACUUUGUUAUCUUUAAAGAAUGACAACACAGGCUUGAUUUCACAAAAUCCACAACAAAUCAAUGGUAUCAUGAAUUGUCAUCAGGUGCAGAACCAAGUUGUCCCACCAGAGUUUACAACGAGCCAGCUCCAAACACCGAUUCAAAGCAACAACAUGGCGAUGAACAUGAGCAGUUCAAGUUCUCCGGAGAAUUCAAAUUCGAUUAACCCUUCGUAUUUUGGUGACGGUUUGGUACCUCAACAAUACCAAGUUGAUAAUUUGCAACAGAACCUGGAAUCUGUGUAUCAAAACAUGAUGGGAUAUGGCUCAGUUCUGUCAACGCCUUUAUCUACCCCAGGAACCACGACGCUAAAUUCACCGGCCAACUUUGCGAAUAGCAGCGCAGAGGAAGAGAGGGACACUUAUUGCAGCGACAUGUUCAAAUUCGAGAUUCCUGAGAGUCUAGACAUUAGUGACUUCUUGUAAAUAUGUCUCUAUGUAUGGAUUGUGUGAUGGCGUUUGUAAACUACUGCUAGUUAGUUUGCAUUUUUUAUUGUUUAUUUUAGGCUACAGGGGGAUUUGUUGUUGGGUUGUUUCUUAGUUUUAUCAUUCAUUUUUGCUUUCCCGUUGUCAAUAAUAUUGUUGAUAAUACAAGUACUCUUUGUAUUUUAUUCUUUUGUACUUUCAUCUGAAUGUUUUCUCA
This is a messenger RNA of Lotus japonicus, 1324 nucleotides long. RefSeq names its product transcription factor MYB41-like. The record is from RefSeq and is a predicted model, not a curated record. Lineage: Eukaryota; Viridiplantae; Streptophyta; Magnoliopsida; Fabales; Fabaceae. Bases 124 to 1107 code for a protein of 327 amino acids. The transcript is spliced from 3 exons.